Molecule: messenger RNA, 1410 nt
Organism: Trichechus manatus latirostris (Florida manatee)
Lineage: Eukaryota; Metazoa; Chordata; Mammalia; Sirenia; Trichechidae
Gene: MUC21
Product: mucin 21, cell surface associated
Exons: 3
Source: RefSeq, a predicted model, not a curated record
AUGUAUAUUUGUCCAUAUUUAGGAUUAUCAUCAGGCAUAACUUCCAAUGGGACUAUCACACCAACAAACACUACCUUCGGUGGGACUAGCACACCAGCCACCACAGCAUCCGUCACCACCUCCAGUGGGACUGACACACCAGCCAACACUGAGUCCAUCACCACCUCCGGUGGAACUAGGACACCAGCUGACACUGGGCCCAGUACAACCUCCAGUGGGACUAGCAUAACAGCCGACACUGGGUCCAGUACAACCUCCAGCGAGACUAGCACAACAGCUGAAACUGGGUCCAGCACCACUUCCAGUAAGACUAGCAUACCAGUUGACACUGGGUCCAGUACAAUCUCCAGUGGGACUAGCACGCCAGCCAAUACUGUGUCCAGUACAACCUUCAGUGGGACUAGCACACCAGCAGGCACUGAGUCCAUCACCAACUCCAGUGGGACCAGCCCACCAGCCAACACUGGGUCUGGUACAACCUCAAGUGGGAAUAGCACAACUGCCAACAAUGGGUCGAGCGGAAACUCCAGUGGCUCUGGCACACCUACUCCAACUGGAACCCACACAACUUCAAAUAGGAUUAGCACAAGUGCUGCUACUCUCACUAAUGAGAAGCCUAGUGGGUCCCUGAAGCCAUGGGAAAUCUUCCUCAUCACGCUGGCCUCAGUUGCAAUUGCCGUUGGACUCUUUGGUGGGCUCUAUGUCUGUGUGAGAAACUCCCUGUCACUGAGAAAUGUCUUCAACACUGCUCUUUACCGGCCCCAUGGCCCCAACCUUGGCCCCGGUCCUGGAGGGAAUCAUGGAGUCCAUCAUAGGCCUAGGUGGAGCCAUAACUGGUUCUGAAGGAGACCAGUAUGUUCAGUAGCCGUGGAGAUGAGUGAGAGAGACAACCACCCCACCACAGAUGACAUGUCCUCCUCAACCAGUCUGCUCAGUGUCACAGCAAGUCCAACGUCCUCCCCAACCACCCAGAACACAGCCAGUAAGACUAGUAAUGCAUCCUCCGUAAGCACCACAUCAAACCCAACAAGUGACACCUCCACAUCAGACACCUCAACCACAGCCACCAGCACAGGUGACACGUCCCCCUUGAGCAGCCUGACCAGUGUCACAGCAAGUGCAAAAUCCUCUCCAACCACUCAGAAUACAGCCGAUAAGACCAGUGAUGAGUCCUCGGUGACCACAUAUAACCCAAAAAGUGACACAUCCUCAUCAGACUCCUCAACCACAGCCACCACCACAAGUGACAUCUCCUCCUUGAGCAGUCUGACCAGUGUCACAAGUGGGACACCCACCCCAAACACCCAGAACACAGCCAGUAAGACCAGUGAUGUAUCCCCCUUGACCACAUACAACCCAAAAAGUGACAUCCUCAUCGGAAACCUCAACCACAGCCACGACCACAGGUGA